Molecule: messenger RNA, 3879 nt
Organism: Mastomys coucha (southern multimammate mouse)
Lineage: Eukaryota; Metazoa; Chordata; Mammalia; Rodentia; Muridae
Product: nascent polypeptide-associated complex subunit alpha, muscle-specific form-like
Exons: 3
Coding region: 1-1029 (342 amino acids)
Source: RefSeq, a predicted model, not a curated record
AUGUCGGUGUCACCCGCGCGGGGCAUCCCCCGGCCUCCACCUCCACACCCACGGCCCCAAAGCUACAGGAGGAAGAAGGGGGGGACCCCCGGGCACCCCCCGCCCACGCCCCCGGCGGCCGCGGUGACACCCAGACGCCCCCGCCUCACCCGCCCCCGCCCGAGGGAGGCAAAGGGGGGAGAGCCGCAGGCGAGGAGGGGAGGGGGGCGAGAGCUGGGGGCGGUGGCUGUUACCUGCAAAGGCGGCGGCGGCGGCGGCCCCGCAGCUGCUCGGGCGAAAACACCGCUCGGGCGGGGGGCCCGGGCGAGCCGCGGGGCGGAGGCUCCGGGCCGGGCCGAGCGUGCGGAGCCCCGGAGCCCCGGACUGCGGCCUCGCCUCGUCGUGCCUCGCCUCCGGGACCCCGGCGAGCCGCCUCCCCGCCCCCUCCUCCCUCCCUCCGGGGGCCGCCGAAGCUUCUGGCCGCCGCCGCGGGGCUUGUUGUUGACUUUGAGGAAAACUCCUGACGUCAGGGGCUGGCUCUCUGCGACUGGCGGGAGCGGCUACCCCGCGCCCCGGGUCCGGCUCGCCGCCUCAGCUCCGCGCCCCGGCCGGGCGCUCGCCACCACCACCCCCCUCACACGCCCCUCCGGCGACCCGCGCCCCUCGGCUUCCUCUCGCGAGAACACCUUCCCCCGGCAGGCAGCCCGCGCCGCGGGGCCCACGUUCCCGCGGGCCCGGGGAGGACCGGGCUUCCCCGGGCCGCGUGGCCGUCGACCACGCACCCGAGGCGGGGCGCGGCUUUCCCCCUUCCCCCUCCCCGCCUCCCCGCCCGCCCCGCACUGCCACCGCACCCGGACGCCGCUGGGCCUGGGACCCCAGGCCGUCCCAGGAGAUGUCGCCGUCCAGUCCCGAGAGCCAGUCACCACCUGUGGGCUUGAGGUUGAAGUGGCAUCCAGAGAGAAUCCCUCGGCAUCACCUUGGGAGGGGUGUCAGUUUCAUGGACCGUUGAAGCCCAUGGCACAGGGAAGACACCUGGCGAACCGAUAUUAAUCCUAGCCUUUGGGAAGAGCCCGUUAUUUUCUCCCACUGCAAGAACCUGCCUGGUGCCUUGGGCUUCUUCUUCCUGUAGCAUGUCUUGUGUCGUGUGCCUCUUCUCCCGCUCUAGUGUUUUACACUACAUAGUGUAUCUUGUCUGUGUGUGCUGCACAGUUACCAGUGAGCUGGCUGGGUCUCCAUCGAGAUGGAGAUCACUGGUUAAUGAUGGAGUUGCUAAGGCUGAGCUGACAGACUUCAGAGGUCUACAUCACUCUCGCCAGAGAACUAGAGUUAACGUUACCAAAUCUUAAAAACCAGAAUCAAACAGUUCUAAGAACUUGGGUUAACUACUCUGGCUUUGGUUGCCAGUGGCCUAGAAGUCUUGAAGUGCAACAGUUGGAUCUCUGAAUAAUUGGCAGCAAUGACCACCAGCUGUGAUUAUAGCCCUUAGGCGGUUGGUGUCUGUGCCCUUGGACAGGCCUGCAGUCUGUAUGGUGCCCUUCGACAGGCCUGCAGUCUGUAUGGUCUAACUGCCACGUCCAUCCUCCUCCUUGUCCCCUCUACUUAGCUGCUGCUACCACUUGCCAUGGCUUCUCACGGCUGGAGCUGCCUUUCCCUCUUCCUGUUACCACUUCUGCCCACUGCACCCACGGUAGACAUCCCAGCGAAUCCUGGAAAGACCACUUGAGAAAUCCUUCAUUGGGCCUAAUGACUCCCGAGCACCCUGAUUACACCAGGAGGGGAGGAAAUGAUUGUGUUUGUAGUAAUCACAACACAGCAUCCAGUCCCACCAUUCAUAAGCCCAAGGAACCAAUCCCAAGCUGGCCAGUGUGGGCUGCCUAGAGGAAUCCCAUCUUGACAAAUUCUCUAUCAUUCUCAGACUUAUCCAUUGAUUUAUUCUUUCAUUAAUUCAGUCCUUAUUCCAUGCUACUUUGUACCAAGUCUUUCUUUUUAAGACGGAGAUGCAGACCAUUUGCCUGAGGACGCCCCUUAAGAAAUGAUGUAGCUCACUGAUAAAUACUUGCCUAGAGUGCACCAAGGUUUGUCUUGCCUGGAGUACUGCUUUCCAAGGCUGGUACAGGUUAUCUCUGAAAGAACUGUGGUGAGUGGGGAAAACCUGUAAAGCAGGGAUCAUGGGCUUCAGUUUCAGUUUCUCUGCAACCAGGUGUAGUCUCCUCAAGAUGUCCUUGGAGUGAUCAAAGCAGGCAGGCUCUUAUAAUGAGUCAGUCUGACUAGUGGCCAAAAGGACUACUGCAUUGACAGCUCAGUGGCCCACCUACCUCCUCUCUCCCAGGCACAGGAAAAGUUUGACAGCUGUCAAUCAAAGGAUUGAUUGUCAAUCAAAUCAGCCUGGUUUCUACUAGUAUAUCCAUUCAAUAGAAAAGUAAAUAUUAAAGGUUUCUUACAGUAGAGACCUAUCACUAACAUUAUUUAAUAUUGUCUAUCUAUUGAAAAAAACAAAUGACCUGAAGAAGGACUGAGUCCCUCUAACCCAUCUGAAGACUACAUUUUUUUUUCUUAUGAAAUGCUUGCCUGAUGUGUAGUCAGGAAUUGGGAGUCCAAUAAGAGAGAAAAAGGGAUUAGUGGAGGUGUUUCAUUUUAUGUUCCACAUCUGUAAGUGAAAUGUGGUUUUUGUGGCCAUGUCUAAAACAAAACUUUCUCAGUGGCAAGGCACUUGGCAAGCUAUAUGUGAAGCCAGACCCCCAGCUAAAACAGAACAGGAAACAAAGAAAGCCUACGUCCUCUUUCACUGCCUUUUUCCUUCCCCCAUGGUUCCUAAAAGGUCUGAGUUAGCUCGAGUAGGUCCUAAUUCUGUUCAGUUUGUCCAAAAAGGACACAUUCCCACAAUUAUCAGACCUCUAACAUUGACUGUUGGCAGAAUGAUGAGGUUUCAGGUUUCAUGCUAUAUAAAACACAAAAAAAAAAAUGGGUCAGAUUUUUAUUUUCUACUAUCCCAAGACAUGUAAUUGGGAUUGUUUGGUUCUGUUUGUUUUAAGAAAAUAGUACUGGAGAGUUGGCUUGGUGAUUAAGAGCACUUCCCUACUAUUCCAGGAGACCUCAGAGUAGUUUCCCACACCCAUGACAGGCAGCUCGUAAUGGCUGUAACUCUAGCUCCACGUGACACACAGACACAAGUAAAAUAGUCCUUAUGAUUAGCAGAGCUACAAAUAAUGUCAAGCUCCUACUCCACAGUACUACCUCCAGAACUGGGGUAGGGAGGGUGAGCCUGAGCCUUGUACAGGGUAGAUAGGCACUCUACCACUGAACUGUAUCCUUGAGCUUGCUCGUGCUUGCUCGUGCUUGCUCAUGCGUAUCAUAUAUUCUUACACACACACACACACACACACACACACACACACACACACCUUUUCCCCCUCCCUAACAUGAGUUUGGGGUUAGAGAGGAGAGGAAUUCCAUAAAACGCCCAGGCUGGCUUUAAAUUGCUCUGUGGUUCAGUUAUGUCAUGAACUUCCAUCAUCCUGACUCCGCCAACCCCAUAGCUGGAAUUGCAGGCCAGCACCACCAUGCCCAGCCCCCAGCUCUUAAAUGUUUGACAUUGUGGUACUCUGAAUUGCUGAAUUUAAUCAGUGAGAUUUUCAUUUGCUUGUAAUUCUAGCAUCAACCAAUGGAUAAGAACUAAACGUACAGGCCAAGCUGUCUCAAAAUACUACUAGUCUCCUUGAAUUAUAUCAAAUCUCAGAUAAAUUAAAAUUUAAAGUAUUACAUAAACAAGGUCAUACACUGUAGACCAUAAUUGUAAAAAAAAUUGCACACUUUUAUUUCUGCCUCUGUUUUUGCUUUUGAGCUUUGUAGUUUCACAAAUUCCUAUAAUAAAGCCUUUUAUUACCAAAUUAUUAACCAGAA